Molecule: messenger RNA, 751 nt
Organism: Vicia villosa (hairy vetch)
Lineage: Eukaryota; Viridiplantae; Streptophyta; Magnoliopsida; Fabales; Fabaceae
Product: protein translocase subunit SecA, chloroplastic-like
Exons: 2
Coding region: 63-479 (138 amino acids)
Biological process (GO): protein targeting
Molecular function (GO): ATP binding; ABC-type protein transporter activity
Source: RefSeq, a predicted model, not a curated record
GGCAGGCGUGCUCUACAGAAUAAUACUGAAGUAAAGGUUUCACAGUUCCCAAAUCAUUGCGCAUGACUGGCACAGCAGCAACAGAAAUCACUGAAUUUGAAAGCAUUUACAAGCUUAAAGUUACAAUCGUGCCUACAAACAAACCUAUGAUAAGAAAGGAUGAAUUUGAUUUAGUUUUUAGGGCUACUACAGGGAAAUGGCGUGCAGUUGUGGCGGAAAUCUCUAGAAUGAACAUAACUAGUCGUGGGACGGAUAUAAUCCUUGGCGGAAAUGUUGAGUUUAUGGCACGUCUGAAGCUUCGUGAGAUACUGAUGCCAAGGUAUGGUGGAGCUUUAAUUGGUAUACAUUUUCACCCAUUUUUAUUGUUUCCUCAGGCCUACAAUAAUAGACUUGCAGGAUUUUGGACUUCUAUUGGAGUGGUCCAACAAUAUUCAACUGUGAUACAUGUAAACAAAUAUUUCAAGUAUCUAACUCAUUAAGCCCCCCAUCAAGUACUUUUGCAUCCUCUGACAUUAUUAGUUUGCGAUGAUGAACAGUAUGCAUAGGAUUUUAAUUUUGUUAUAGGUUCAAUGAAAUGCCAGAGUUUUGCUAGUUUCAUUGGUGUCACAGUUUGUCAGUUAGUUCUAAUAAGCUUGGACAAUUGGAGCGCAACAAAAAAAGAGGUUGUGGGAGUUUAUAAACAAAACAUUUGGAAUGCAUGCAUCUAUAAAUUUGGCUAUGCAAAUGUCCUCUAUAUAUGUUAUGAUAUUUG